UCAAUAGGGCCAAGCAACUAAAGGUGCUAAUCAUGUCAUGAUCUGUAAUCAUCCAUUCAAAAGACAGCAGAUUUGCAACCGAUCCGUGUCUUUUCACAUGGAAUUUUCAAGAUCAAUCCAAAAUGCACUUUGAGCUCAAAGGAAAAGAACCAAAGCGAAGGGGGUAAAAGCAAAGGGAAUUUCACACGUGUCGAUCGGGGAGCGGUACUUAACUUUGUGCCUUUACCUUAAAAAAAUGAGGAUUACUUGCAUAUGUUCUUAAAGCAAGAAUUUGGAACCGAGAACAGAAGUUGUCCUUCGUCCUUUGUGAGAAUACUUGACAUUAAAGCCCCGAACCUGGGGAAUCUCUGGCCUUUAAGCAACCUUUGCCCCAAGCAACUCCCCUUCUCUUCUCAUUCCCUCCUUUCUCUCUCCAUUUAUACAAGCUCCGAAAGGAUGGCUCCGCUUGUCUUCUUGAUCAGUGUGAUGCACAUUUUUUGCACGGUUUCGCGACUCGAGAAUGCCUCGAGGAAAGGCGGUCACGCACGCGGACCUCGCGCCGAGCCGCGGGAGGACCCACCUGGGUAGCAAGACAGGCGCCGCCCUCGUAGUCUUGAUGAUUCUAUGUGGCCUGCUCAGCUUCAUUCUCUGCCUAGUCGCCGAAGCUACGCGUUCGCAGGUGACUUGGGAAUCCAAUACUAACAGCAGUGAAGAGGGAGGGUCUGGGGACUAUGAAUGCGUGUACAGCGGGAGCGGGAAGAUGCCGCUGUUGUCGGCAGCGAGCGCGUUCCUGAUAUUGGCGAUGGCCAUGGUGGUCGAGCACACCUACCUGUUGAUCGCCGUCAGCAAAUUGCCACCUUCUUCACCAGCUUUCGCGGCCAGUACCCUCACAUGGCAUGCUGCGUUCUUCUUCGUCUCCACCUGGAUUUCUUUUGCAGUUGGGGAGAUUCUACUGCUGAUCGGGCUGAGCGUCGAGUCGGGCCACCUCAGGAAUUGGGCCAGGCCAAGGCCCAGCUGCCUCGUCAUCCGAGAGGGCCUCUUCUGCGCCGCCGGCGUCUUCGCCUUGGCCACGGUCUUCCUGGCCGCCGGCCUAUACUUGACCGCCCUACGUGCCGAGAAAGCGUUCCGAGAGCAGGAAAUCGCACGGCAGGAGAUGCUCGAGGCCUCGGCGCUCUACGCGUCCCCGCCUCAGUCGCCGCCGCCCCGCAUCGCCGCCGUCGAUCGCGAGGACCCCGCGACCGGAGAUGGUCAUCAGGGUCAGCAACAUCCCGCUUUUGGGUCCCAUUCAGUCUUCAGCAAGUUCUCUGAUGUGGUGUGAGCCAAGUGCGUAUGCCCAGGGACUGGUAAUUUUCUGUUUUUCUGUGAGUGAAAAUGUGAGAGGCUUCGGAAGCACCAUAGGGAAUCGGAUUCAUUAAAGUAUGUGAAUAUUCGCCUUUUUUUUUUUAA
Messenger RNA from Syzygium oleosum, 1425 nucleotides. RefSeq lists its product as uncharacterized. The transcript has 3 exons. The record is from RefSeq and is a predicted model, not a curated record. Lineage: Eukaryota; Viridiplantae; Streptophyta; Magnoliopsida; Myrtales; Myrtaceae. The coding region runs from base 500 to 1297 and encodes 265 amino acids.